AUGGCAAAGCCUGGGAAUCCAGAACCCGCAAUUGGAGGUGGAAAUGAUAUUAGUGAAGGUAAAGUAAUGUUCUUGCUAGAAAGUUUUGUAAUUUAGGUAAAUAUUGAUGAAAUGUGGAAUGAAUACAAGAAGAGUAUGUGUUCUUGUAUUUUAGUGGUAUCUGCUAUAAUCUCAAUGAGUUUAACUAUGAAAUCUGACCUUAUUUUAGGCGGUGCAUAGCAUAAAUAAUUCUAGUUGAAUUUCUUUAAAGAAGAAAGUGUUUUGUGUCGCAGGGAAGACCGAAGACGUCUCCGAGCUCUUCUGUUUGAUUUACUCUCAAAAUUAUUCUUGUUACAGGUAUAAUGGACAUUGUUCGACCUGCUCUCCAAACCCUUGAUGCCCAAGUCAAAGAAACCCGUAAAAGUCAGAUUCAUUUAGGUGAAAAUAUCCAGAAGCUCUCCGAAUGUAAGUUCCUUUCUUUUUCUUUGUUGAUUUUUAGAAUUCUCCGGCGAUUGUAUUCAAAUUUAUGUUACACUUCCUAUUUCCAGACCUGAAAGAGAUCCUGGACGAAAAGCAAAUGCCGUUUGAUCUGGGAGACUACGUCCGACGACUAGACGACAGCACGAAGAGGAUAUACAACGUUCAGAGUCGGAUUCAAGUGAUGCACGAGAAAAUGACCCAUUUACAACGUCAAAUAGCUAGAGAAACGUUCAAACAGAAGCAGUCCAAGACGGAUGGGGUCGUAACGCCUACAGAACAGGAGAGUAAAGUGGCUGAGGGGUCGGAGGAGUAA
Messenger RNA from Bursaphelenchus xylophilus (pine wood nematode), 772 nucleotides. The record is from the annotation of a GenBank genome assembly. Lineage: Eukaryota; Metazoa; Nematoda; Chromadorea; Rhabditida; Aphelenchoididae.